Molecule: messenger RNA, 5175 nt
Organism: Drosophila erecta
Lineage: Eukaryota; Metazoa; Arthropoda; Insecta; Diptera; Drosophilidae
Gene: Afti
Exons: 4
Coding region: 446-3559 (1037 amino acids)
Biological process (GO): intracellular transport
Cellular component (GO): trans-Golgi network membrane; AP-1 adaptor complex
Molecular function (GO): clathrin binding
Source: RefSeq, a predicted model, not a curated record
UCAAAUUUUUUGUUAUCAAAGUUGCGCAACGUUUUACAGCACUGUUAGAUGGCCAAAAGUUAAACGUUCACACUGAGGGCAGAGGAAAAAAGUAUUGUUUUCUGGAAAACAUGGCUAAUUGCAGAUAAAACGCGACUUGCAAAUUCGGCGAAUCUGUUUUCCGAGCCACCAAUAGGGCGGCAAUUAGACAAAAUCCCGAGAUACAUGAAAAUUGACGCGUGUUAAAUGCAAACAAGAAAAUUCCAACACAGACCUUGAGUGGCUAAAACACACACACGCACAAACCCUCCACACCUGCGUCACACAUACACACCACACACGCACACAGUGAUAAAGCGGAGCGAGAGGGAUAGAAGAUCGAACCGUUCCCUGCUUUUUUGUUGUUUUUCUUCAAGCAGGAAGUAAAUUUGAGGGGAUCCUUUUACUGAAUCUUGCAGCUGGCAUUAUGGUGAAUGUACCCCCGCUGCUCUGCAGCACCCCCCCGCCCAUCGAUUUUGGGGAGGAAGACGACGAUUCCGGUUUACAAGCCACAAUCCAUUUGGACGAGGGUGACGAAUACUCAAAUUUUGGCUUAGUCAGCAGCUCGAAAGAACCCCCUCCACCACCAGAUCCCGUAGAGGAGUUUCGAGAAAAGCCACCGGAUUUGCUGGAAAACAAACAAACCGCCGAGGCAUUUAAUUACCAAGUGAAACAGACGAUGGAUUACGAAGUUUUCGAGGAAACAGCACCGCCGACGCCGCCUCCGUUGAGCUUGGAACUAGAUGAUGAGGAACUGGAGGAGCAGGUUCCCUCCCUUAAGCUGGACAGUCUAAGUCUCUAUUCCACGGAAAGCGUUUCCGCCGCCUCCACACUCUCACCGGUUGGGGAGACUAGAGUAGCUGCUUCGCCGGCCAUGCAAACAACCAAAGCCCAUGUCCUCAGCCACCAAGUCACGCUGGAGGAUGUGUCCGAUGACAGCGACGAGGAGUGCUCGCCAAAGAAGCCCAAAGAACUAUUUAUACGCGAGGGAGCUGUGGAUUUCUUUGCCAUAGAGGUACUGGCCACACCAACACUACCAAAUGGUGAAGCCUUUUCGGAGGAGAAUGUGGCACCAGGGAAAGAAAGCGUAGUGAAUACCCCCCAACAAGAAGAAAGCUUUAGAAGUUUGGAAGUCCAGGAGGAAAGUUCAAGUAACUUAGAAAAGCCUGUGAAAUAUCAAAGCCAAGGCUUAUCAAAUUCCCAAAGUCAGGAGGAAUCCCCUAGCGAAUGGGGUCUGACAGCAAAUAGUGAUACAUUUUCAUUUACAAACUUUGAAGCAGCGCCAAAAGACUUAGUACACAAAGAAAUUGUUCCCGAAAUUCAAGAGGCAGAAGACGAUGAUGACUUUGGUGACUUUGCGGAUUUCUCAGCAGCAGAACCACAACUAGAACAAAAGGAAAAUUCAACGUCAGCUUUAUCAAACUCUGCCUUUGAGCCACCUUCCUUAGCAUUCAAUUCCUCAACGGACUCGAAACCUUUAGAGGUUAAGACAGCUCCUACCACAGAAGAAUCCUCAAAUAUACCUCCUACGGAGCCGGAUGAUGGCUUCGAUGAUUUUCAGGAGUUUGCCACUCCCGCGAAUGGAAACCAUGGACAAAGCGAAGAUGACGAUGAUUUUGGCGACUUCGCGGAGCCCGUAGUGGCUGCUGUUUUCGUACCUCCGCCGCCGCCACCAGCUGCUGUCCACCUAAGCAUAGACGAGAGAGUUAAGCCAGUCCUUGAGAUGAUGUUUCCGCAAUCAAAGGAGCUGGACAGCAAGAGUAUGGACAAUCGCAGGCCUUUGGCGCAAUGUCAGCGAUUCAACUUUGGUGCCAUAGAGCAUGCCCGAGCUCUUGAUUACCAAUGGAGCAGCUCGGAAAUGAGGCAUGCCCUUGUUCGAUCUCUGGGCAUCGAUUCAAGGAAUAUACUCUUCGGCGACAAGUGGAACUCAUCGAUGCCACGUUUUGCUGCCAACCUGAGCUUUGAUCCACUGAAGCCGCUGAAACCUCAAUCUACCGGUGCCGCAAGCUGCUUGGAGCCCAUUUCCAAUCCCACCAGCUACCAGGGAUUGGAAAACGCCCCCGCAACAACGACGAGCAAAACUGAAACGCGGGCUAGCCCGCCUCAUGGGGAAGGGUCCUCCGGCCCUGGUUCCGGCAGCAAUUCCGACGGCGAAGAGCGACAUAGUCAUAGCUACCAGCCAACUGCAGACCCCAGUCCCGAAUCGAACCAUAUUGAGUCCACAGCAGCGGCAUCAGCAGCAGCUGUUGCUGCAGCAGCAGCGACGCUAUCGACUGCUCUAUCAGCAGACAGCCCUGCCCACAAACUCAACGGCGGUGAGCAGCUGCAUCAGCAGCGGUCGGAGCCGGAGCAGUUUGAUUUGAGGACCAUUCCACCGGCCGCACCGCCAGCUCAGGAGGAGAUCGUGGGCAGCUCGAUGGCCAGCUAUUCGGUGCCGCUGAAGGAGACCCACAUCUACACACCUUCCAAAUCGGAUACGGCGGUGGCCAAGACCACCACACUAGCACCCAUUGACUUCGACUACGAGAUGGCUGCGACGGGCAUUAUCAUCGAUGAGACGGUGGUCAAGAAGGAGUAUCGCGAUGUGGAGUACAAACCACCAUUUGGUCUGGAUUCGCCCAGCAAACUGAGUGCCAAUGGAGCUGCCAGCAGCUUUCAGUUGCCACCCCAGACGACGGAAGACGACGACUUCAGUGAUUUUCAAUCUAUGCCGGCGCCAAGGUCACGAAUCGAUACACCCACUUUCGGCGAACAGAUGAUCCUCAGUCCGGCUAUUCUGCUGCCCCAAGCCAUUCCGUUGGCAAAGAAGCCAGCCGCAACUAUUGAAUGGGGCGACAAUGCCCUGUCCAGCAUAAAUGCCGAGGAAAUGGCCAGGAUAGAAGAGCUGUUCUCCUCGCAGGCCAAACCGCUCACCAUAAGCGCUUCAGUGGCCAAGAAACCAGCUCCUUCCGCGCCAGCUCAGUCUCAACCUCAAGAAGACGACGAGUGGUCGGAUUUUGUCUCUGUUCCAGUCACACAACAGCAGCCGCAUCAUCAGCAAAACGCAAUCGCCAACAACAAUAAUAUCGUCAACAGCAACACUAGGCUACCAGCAGCUCCCAAAGAAGAUGAUUGGUCGGAUUUUGUGAGCAGUACUCCGCCAGCUAGGCCAGCUCCACAAUUCAACUCCGGUGCCUGGCAGAGCGCUAAUUUCUACAACAAUCCCCUGAGUUUGUACCAGGCACAGCAGCACCAGCAGCAAUCCCACAGCAAUCUGGUGCCCAAGGGCAGCAGCAGCAGCAAUAACAACAAUGUGCCAGCCAUUCCACAGCAAAUACACAUCAUGCACGACUUUUCGACUGCACCCGUUCCUGGAGGAUUGGGUGUGGGUGCCACCUACCAGCAGCAGCAUCAGCGGCAGCAGUUCCAAAUCGGCAACGCCAAGGUGGCCCCACGCAUCUCCCUGAUCCCCGAUCUCAGCUUCGUCGCCCCGGCCUUGCCCACCAAUGCUGGUGCAUUCAUGGGUGCGCUUCCGAAACCGAGUUUCGGUGCCAAGAAAUGACACAAGAAGCUGAGGGUGGGCGGUGCGCGGCUCCAGCAGCAGCAGCAGCGUCCGCAUGUGGGCGCUCCACGCCCACUGGGUGGCGGGGAGGCCACCAUCCUCACAUAGGCAAAAAAAAAAAAAGAAAGGGACGUGCCUCUCCUGGGCAGCCAGUCAGUAUUAUGAAUCCGUCUGAUAUUCACCAUAAACCGAACCGUCACACAUUUAGUUGGAGGCAAGCUGUGUUCCACGUUGUUGUCGUUGUUGUUAACGUUGCCGUUGGCAUAAUUGUUGUUGUUGUGCAUGCAUGUUGUAGUCUUAGGCGUAAAACAGGAUAUAUAGCGAAACAGAAAGUAACCAUUUUGUGCAAUAGUUGGAUUCUAAAUUGAUGUUCUUAACUUUGACGAAAGAAAUCAUUGUUUUCAAAAACAACAUUUUGUAGAACGAAAAGUGUUAUGCUUGAAAAAUUCUCCAUUUUUAUAAAAUAUGGCGGCAGAUCCUUGUUCCUAAAUUCUUUAAAACAAAUUAAUACUACAUUGAAAAUAUUUUUAGAGCUCCAAAAAAUAUUGGGUAAAUCGGUACCACAUUGAAUUGGUCUAAUAAUUUUAUAAGAUUCUUUAAAGAAUUUAAACUUUUACUUCAUUAGAGCCCAGUGACAUUAUAAACCUUUAGGGAUAUUUCUGAAAUUCUGCGAGAGUUUAAGGUUUAAGCUUAUGCACCUGUUUGCAUGCAAUAUCUUUAUGCGGUCAUAUCAAAAAACAAAAGAUACAAAAAAAUAAGACGGAUUUCAGAAAUAUCCCAAAUGAAGACAAAUGGCGCCCUAUUAUUGAAAAAGCAACACUAUUAGCUCCAUGAUGAUUUUAGCUUUAAAGCACCCAAAGUCCGCACCCUAAAUCAGCUAGUGAAGUCAGAAUACUCCGCCUAUCUGGGGAAUACCAUCCGUUAAUCUGCAGCAGAGCCUAGAAAUGCAUUCCACUUGCGAACUUCCCGUUUUGUAUAACCAUUAAAAAUACUCCAAUGCGAAUGCGGGCCACCACAUUGAUGAAAACCCAACCCGCCUGAUGCGAACCUUUUCUAUAUUGUGUACUUAACAAGCUGGAGGAAAGCGAACUAACCAAGCAAACAUAGUUAACGUUGUAUAUGUAAUAGGAUUUGUUAGUUGAUAGAAGAACUCCCGUGCAUUCCAAGUGUAAAUGAGUGUGACUGGUUGCCAUGAUGAUCUCCAGAAUAUCGCUGGAAAACGAAACCCGAUCCGCUCCAGUUUUUGAUUAUUGUUUUGUUCGUGUUAAUGUGUUUUCAUUUAUUUAUUUUACUUUAUGUUACGCACUUUAAGUUGAAUGUGUCUGUGUGUUGCGUGAGUGUCUGAAAAUUAUAAACAAUUAUCAACUAAAACUAAGUGUUUGAUGUAAUCAUAUGUUUUUAGGCUUAAAUGUAAAUUACAAAUAGAUUUUCAUUUGUUUUGUUUUAUUUUGCUAAGUCAAUGAAAAAAGGUUAAAACAAGAACAUGAUUAUAGAUGGUUGCUGCUUGGUUUAAAUAAAUGAAUUACCUAUGUACUAGAACGUAUUAAAAUAUAUUUACCAUAUUGUAUAAUUAAAAGAUAUGCGCAGAUUAAAAUAAACCUAUUUGAAAAACAAAA